AUGGAUGAAUCUCACAGUUUGCUACUAAAUGAGGAAGCGUUGAGGCAGUGCCCUGAUCCUAAGAAACCUGUCUUUCUUUAUGAAUGGCUACGAUAUUUGGAUAGAAUCUUACCAGUCACGCAAAGGUCUGACCUAAAAUCGAUACAAUCGCAGUUGGUCCAGCAACUAUUGUCACGGUUAACAACCAUUAAUGGACCCCCUAUACGAUAUUUACUUGCACGAUGUUUGGCACGAAUAUAUUUAAUUGGUGAUAGUUCAACAUUUGGUGAUACAUUAACGUUGUGUAAUGAUACAUUGAAGAUAAAAGAUGACUCUCCUAGUCAACUUCCAGCCAAGCUUGCUGCUCUCGCGUGUAUAGCCUCUUUCUAUGAGACAAUGGGGAGAUGUGGAUCCAGCUUUGUCGAUACGUUUCCUAUAAUGGUAAAGUGGCUAAAAGUGGCGGAGUCUCAAGGACGUGCUGAAAUUCUAAUGACAUUGUCGAGUAUGGUUACUGGGCUGGGCUCUGGUGCUUCUAAUUUUUAUAAAGAUGUUUACAAAGCCGCCAAAGCCCAUUUGGCUGAUAGAGUUAUGGCAGUACGAGCAGCUGCGUUACAGUGCGUGACAGCGCUGGUGCCAGUUUAUCCUCCGCUUUACUCGACUGAGCUUGAAGCAGUAGUCACAUUGUGCACAAAAGCACUGGAUGGUUCUAACUACGAGACACGUCUUGCUGUAGCUCGUUUGCUAGCUGUUCUACUGGCCACAGCUCUGCAACCUCCACCACCAAUGUGUACGUUUUAA
This is a messenger RNA of Haemonchus placei, 777 nucleotides long. Lineage: Eukaryota; Metazoa; Nematoda; Chromadorea; Rhabditida; Trichostrongylidae. The record is from the annotation of a GenBank genome assembly.